AUGGUAUGGAAGCCGAUCUUGUGGAGUGCAUUGAACUUUUUCGUGGUGCCCGCCCGAGUUUUCGACAUUGAGAAGACACUGGGCUUCCAAUCCGUCUCUGCAAGCUUUGCUGAGGCAGAUGUGGCAGAUCCAUGGAGGAAAGGAUCACAAAGAGUCGACGGGAACGACUGUGCAAACGUGCAAAAGUUUGGAGAGAUGUACUACAACUGUGCGACAUAUUACAUUGCGGAUGAUCUCACUGCGUCCUCUUGCCGUCAGCCUUGCAUCAACAAUCCAGAUCGUCCGGCACAGUGCAUCGUCAGCCAAAUCAAGACUUGCUGCAGUGAGAGCAGCGAAUGUUCACGGCAUGGUUGUUGCAGAUGA
Symbiodinium sp. CCMP2592 is the source of this 363-nucleotide messenger RNA. The record is from the annotation of a GenBank genome assembly. NCBI's taxonomy places the organism in Eukaryota, Dinophyceae, Suessiales, Symbiodiniaceae.